Drosophila mojavensis is the source of this 4753-nucleotide messenger RNA. RefSeq names its product importin subunit beta (gene Fs(2)Ket). The coding region runs from base 430 to 3084 and encodes 884 amino acids. Lineage: Eukaryota; Metazoa; Arthropoda; Insecta; Diptera; Drosophilidae. Gene Ontology annotation, molecular function: nuclear import signal receptor activity; small GTPase binding. The record is from RefSeq and is a predicted model, not a curated record. Gene Ontology annotation, cellular component: cytoplasm; nucleus. Gene Ontology annotation, biological process: protein import into nucleus. The transcript is spliced from 7 exons.
AUGAUUGACGCGCAUCAGUUUUCCAUGUGGAGUCGAGAAUUAUUCAGAGCCGGCCUGCUUGUAUUUCUUUACAAUUUACAUUUAGUCGAACAUAAAACUUCUUGUUCCAAGUUAAUUGCAGCUAGACAAAUUCAAGUUACAUAUAUUAACAAUUUCAGCGAGAGUUUUUCUGGUCCCGCGCUUUUUGACAGUUGGAAUAGGCAAAAUCGAAAUAGCAACACAGCAUCAGGAACGCGCAGACAAAGGGGAAACAGACACGCAGAGUGACUCACUUUAUUAUUCGUUUACUUAUUUGGCAGCUGCUCGGUAUUGUCUAUAUUCACAUAUACAUACACACCAUAGAAAGCUAAGCGAUUACGAAAAAAUUUCCACCAAUUCGCGCCCUAACAGCUACGGCAUUUGCACGAAAUCGAAAGUAAGAGCACUAAAAUGACUUCGGACAUAACACGCCAACUAAUUGUUAUCUUGGAGAAGACGGUCUCACCAGACAAAAAUGAAUUGCUUUCGGCGAAGAACUUCCUGGAACAGGCUGCCGCCAGUAAUCUAACUGAAUUUUUAAAGGCGCUGUCCAAAAUUCUAGUUGAUACAACAAAUAGCGCUGUGGCGCGAAUGGCAGCUGGUCUUCAAUUGAAAAAUCACUUAACUAGCAAGGAUGAGAAGAUCAGUCUUCAGUAUCAGGAACGCUGGCAUCAGUUUCCUGACGAAGCCCGCGAACUUAUAAAAAAUAAUAUACUUGCUGCUUUGGGCACCGAAAACACUCGACCGUCAUGUGCUGCCCAAUGCGUUGCCUAUGUAGCUGUCAUUGAGUUACCGAUCAAUCGAUGGGGCAUUUUAAUACAGACGCUUGUCAACAAGGUUGUCCAUGAGGGUUCCAGCGAAAUGCACCGCGAAGCUGCGCUAGAGGCAAUUGGUUAUAUUUGCCAGGAUAUCCGAUAUGGCGUUCUUGAAAAUCAAUCCAAUCAAGUGCUUACGGCUAUCAUACAUGGAAUGCGCAAGCAGGAACCCAGUAAUCAUGUUAGAUUGGCUGCCACGACGGCGCUUUACAACUCAUUAGAGUUCACUAAGGCAAACUUUGAGAAGGACAUGGAGCGAAAUUUUAUCAUGGAAGUAGUAUGUGAGGCAACGCAGUGCACAGACACACAGAUAUGUGUUGCUGCCUUGCAAUGUUUAGUUAAGAUCAUGUCGCUGUACUACCAGUUCAUGGAGCCCUACAUGGCCCAAGCAUUGUUUCCAAUUACUUUGGAGGCCAUGAAAUCAGAAAAUGAUGCAAUCGCUCUUCAGGGAAUUGAGUUUUGGUCAAAUGUAAGCGAUGAGGAAAUCGAUCUUGCCAUUGAGAGCCAAGAGGCCACCGACCAGGGCCGUGCACCGCAACGAGUCUCCAAACAUUAUGCACGUGGUGCUCUUCAAUUUUUAACACCGGUUCUAGUUGAAAAACUUACUAACCAGGACGAAUGCGACGAUGAAGAUAAUUGGAGUCCGGCUAAAGCUGCCUCAGUAUGCUUGAUGCUUUUGGCCACAUGCUGCGAGGACGAAAUUGUGCCGCAUGUCUUGCCGUUUAUCAAAGAAAAUAUUGAAUCGCCCAAUUGGCGUUACCGAGAUGCUGCGGUGAUGACUUUUGGUGCAGUGCUCAAUGGUUUAGAACCCAACACGCUGAAACCACUUGUUGAGCAGGCGAUGCCCACCCUUAUACGCCUUAUGUACGAUUCCAGUGUUAUCGUUCGCGACACAACAGCUUGGACUUUUGGACGGAUAUGCGAUGUUAUUCCAGAAGCUGCUAUAAACAAAACUUAUUUACAAACAUUGCUUGAGUGCUUCGUGAAGAGUCUUAAGUCGGAACCACGUGUGGCCGCCAAUGUUUGCUGGGCGUUUAUAGGUCUUUCGGAUGCUGCUUACGAAGCAGCCGUCACCACCGAAGGAGACACACCAGAGACAUAUGCGCUGUCACCAUACUUUGAGUUUAUUAUCACCCAAUUGUUGGAAGCAACUGAUCGUUCAGAUGGCGCACAGGCCAAUUUGCGCAGUGCUGCCUACGAGGCUUUGAUGAAUAUGAUAAAAAAUUCUCCUCUGGAUUGUUAUUUAGUCGUCCAGCACACUACGAUUGUCAUCUUAGAGCGUCUUAACCAAGUUAUGCAGAUGGAGAGUCACAUCAGCAACCACAGCGAUCGGCACCAGUUUAAUGACCUACAAUCCCUGCUCUGUGCCACUCUGCAGAGUGUGCUACGCAAGGUGCGCGAGGAGGAUGCUCCACAAAUUUCAGACGCCAUUAUGACAGCAAUCUUGACAAUGUUCAGCUCAAGUGCCGGAAAGUCGGGUGGUGUUCAGGAGGACGCCUUCCUGGCCCUCUCUACGCUAGUUGAACUACUGGGCUUUCAAUUUGUCAAAUACAUGCCAGCCUUUAAAGAUUUCCUUAUCAUGGGGCUCAAGAAUCAUCAAGAAUAUCAAGUUUGCUGUGCUUCCAUUGGACUAACUAGUGAUAUUUGUCGCGCAUUAAAGCACCUAAUGGUACCCUACUGCGAUGAAAUCAUUUCCGUAUUGAUGAGCGAUCUCUCCGAGCCCAAUCUUCAUCGCAGUGUGAAACCACAGAUUCUAUCUGCCUUUGGCGAUAUGGCCCUAAGCAUUGGGAGCGAUUUUCUCAAAUAUCUAAAUGUAGUUAUGGACAUGUUGCGGGCAGCGUCCGAUUUACAGGUGGAUUCCAGCAACUACCACAUGACAGAAUACAUAAAUGAAUUGCGGGAAAGCGUUCUAGAGGCAUACACCGGUAUAAUUCAAGGUCUAAAAGGAGUUGAGCAAACGGCCAAUCCAGAUGUGUUCCAUAUGGAGCCUCAUUUGAUGCAUAUUAUUUCCUUUAUCAAGCGCAUUGCCCAAGACGGGGAAGUUUCGGACUUAAUGGUGGCAAGUGUCGCUGGAUUCAUUGGGGAUUUAUGUACAUCAUUUGGCCCACGUCUCUACCCGUUGUUGGAUGAUGUUGUUAUCACACAUUUCCUGGCUGAAGGCAAGCGUUCCAAGGGUCAGCGUACUAAAAUGCUCUGUACAUGGGCGGCCAAGGAGAUCAAGAAAAUUAACAGUCAAGUUAUAGCCCAGUAAAAUGGGCUUUUAGGUGUUAAUCUAUUUCCCACCCCAAUGUGUGUACGCAGCCAAACUGUUCAGUCCGAAUUCGAAAAUUCUAUCUGCAAGUUUGUUUGUCCGAUUUAUUGUUGCUGUGCGACGCUUAAAGUUUAAGACAAUUUUGUUUUUUAAUUAAAUUGUAAGCCAAAUCCUGCUAUGAUUAUGAUAUUUAUAUUGUUAUUUUUGUGUGAGAUCAUUAGUAAAUUUGAUAUUUCCUAAGAAGCGUUAUUACAGUCCAACAACUACAUAGAUUACAUAAGCAUUAUGACAACUUAACAUUUAAGCAGCUUAUUAGCACAACGAUUCCAGUAUGACACAAAGAGAAUCCGAUUAUAUACAUUACACAAAACAAAAGGGAGUGCAAAAAAUGUUAUUCAAAAUUAUGAUCAUGUCUCUAUAAAAUUGUAAUGUAAGGGAAAAAUCGGUAUCAAUUUAUAACAUUACAUUAAACCCGAUAAAAAUCGAAAACUACAUAGCAAUAUUGUAUACAAAUUAUCUUACGGCUGCAACAUAAUUUAUAAGAUACACCUAUGUAAAUGAAAAAAAAAAAAAACAAAAAUCAACCAAUUAGUUGAUUUGCGGGAAUGAAACUCUUAGUUCUUGACGUAUAUAAAAUGACGUACUUCAAAAUGCAGCAGAUGUGUAAGUGUGUGACUGUGGCAGUCUGCGAGUGCGGGAAUAUGCGAGUAUGAGAAUAUUUGUGUGUGAAUGUUAACUUAUGAAUGAGCCAUAAGAAUGCCUGUGUACAAUGUAUGAAAUGAUUAUAAAUGAGUGCUUUAUUAAUUGCUACUAAUCUCCAUAUCUAGUUACAGUGUGAAUCUGAGGUAUGUGGAUGUCUGAACUGAAACUAUAUGGUUUGUGAUUGAAGUGUUAUGAGCGAGAACCACUCCUUAUAAAUAAAAGCACUUCAAAUGCGCGCGAGUGUGGCGUGUUGUGUGAUAUUACUAAAUGUAAGUUUUUUCUAGAGAUCAUUAAGCAAAUUUCCAAUAAAUAAGACGAAUGACUAGCUAUAAGCAAAUUUCAAAAUCGACGAUAUACCAAACACAAAUUAAUGAACACCAAAAAAAAAAAAAAAUAAAUAAAUAAAUAAAAAGAAAAGAAAAAGAUUUUAAACGGGCGCCAAUCUGUUAUAAUAAACAAUAACAAUAAUAAUAAAUAACAAAUCCCAAUCAUGAAAACACAAUAUAGGGAAACCAAUAAAUUUAAACCGAUUCAAUUUUUAUAUAGUACAUAAAACUGUCAUUUAUAUUAUUCAGCCAAUAUUCAGACCAGCGCCUGAUUUUCGAUUAAUUUUAAAUACAAAAUCAAUAUGAAACAAAUGUGAAAUGAAAUGAAAAACGAAUACAGUAACAACCGAACAACUACCUGCAACGUUAUAUUGAACUUAAACAAGCAAACAAAUAAAGCACUACUAAACUAACGAAAACGGACCAGGGUAACACUACAGUACUUCACUUUACAUACAUGCAUACAUACAUAGAUACAUCUACAUUACAUUUAGGAAUAUAAACACCAUACGAACAAGUAUAUGACUGUUUAGGACAUAACGACACGACGCGAAUUUGUUAAUGACUAAACUCAGUUUUAUCUUUCGUCAUUCACAUGAUCACUCGUUUAUGGAGUAAACCGUACAAAAAAAAAAAAAAAA